Nilaparvata lugens (brown planthopper) is the source of this 2498-nucleotide messenger RNA. It is a transcript of the gene Grip75, whose product is annotated as gamma-tubulin complex component 4. The record is from RefSeq and is a predicted model, not a curated record. The transcript has 13 exons. Bases 357 to 2294 code for a protein of 645 amino acids. Gene Ontology annotation, cellular component: gamma-tubulin complex; equatorial microtubule organizing center; spindle pole. Gene Ontology annotation, molecular function: microtubule minus-end binding; gamma-tubulin binding. Lineage: Eukaryota; Metazoa; Arthropoda; Insecta; Hemiptera; Delphacidae. Gene Ontology annotation, biological process: mitotic cell cycle; cytoplasmic microtubule organization; spindle assembly.
AGUGUGAGUGGCGGCUUUCAGGGUUGGCGGAGCUCCGGCGACCCGAAUUCAUACAAAUUGUGAACUCAAAAAUUUUCCAGUAAAAUAUGAUCAGAAAAUUAUUCUAAAAAUAAAUUUAAAUAAAAUCAUGGAAUUUGGAAAUAUCAUAUUCAAUACAAUUUAAGUCUCACAAUUUUUCAAUGAAAUAAAUCAGAUGCCGAUUAGGCAUCAAGUUUAAAAUCAAGUUAUCAAUAUCAAUGCCACUUUCCUAACCUCUAUCUCUAUUUCAAAUUUGUUGUGGGUCUCAAAUUUGUUUUGUCUCUUCAUGACUUCUCAGGGAACACUUGAUUUAAAAGCUUUCCCUACUACAAAUUAUUAUGCUUCAUGAAAUAAUACUGGCUUUACAUGGAUGCAUUAGUAAAGUACUCCACACUGAAGGAUAUGCAGUCGAAUUGGGGAAGGUCCUUCAUCCAUCAGAAAAAGCUCUUCUUAAAAGAAUUUUACACAUUGGUGGCACAUACAAGAAAAUUGAAAAUUUCAUAAAAAAGUAUGCCAGUCCUACAUUUGAAGUUGAUAUAAUGAAUGACAUGGAUAGCAGUGGGAGAGUCUUAAAUGGUCUUUAUCUACAAGCAUUUUGCUUUGGCCUUCAGACAGUCCUUGAACCAUACAGGGAUAAAGUAGUUGAAUUAGAAAAGGAAGCGUUGAAAGAUCCCUAUCUCUCUUUAUCUUCAGUUCAUACUCAGGUUGACUGCUAUUCUCAACUAUUGGCCAUGCUGAGUAAUAUGAUCGAUGAGAUCAGAGAAAAUGAUAUCCAUGGAUGCAAAUUGAUGAAGUACACUUGCAGACAUCUUAGCACUGGAAUCGACUCUCUUAGAAAUUCUCUAAUACAAAUAACUGUCUGCUUGCAUGCAAUACUAGUGAAUCAAUUGACCGACUGGCUGCUGUAUGGCAAAAUAAUUGAUCCGUACGAGGAAUUCUUCAUCAAAGCUAAGCCAGCUGCAAUUGCAGACAAUGACACCACUCUCACAAGUGAAAGAACAAUUGCAACAGCUGUAGGAAGCGAGGCCUUCGGCUCAACACAAACUGUAGCUCCGACAAAACCAACAUUGGAGUACUAUCUAGAUGAAGACUUUCUUCCACCAUUCAUUUCGUUUUCUACAGCUCACAAAAUCUUCUACAUUGGUAAAACUGUUCAACUAUUCACGUCCAAUCCUUAUGACGAUUCAGAAUUCAAGAAGAACUGUAUCUUUGAAAAAGAGGAAGUAGAAUUUGUGAAGUCGUUACAAGAGUGCUCGUUUCAAGAUACUCUAUUGUCAGAUUCCACCAUCAGCAAACUGGAAUCCUCUGUUACCCAGAAACUCUGGUCACUUGCCAUGAAUGAAGCUGGCCUUAUGAACCAGUUGAAAGCUAUUAAAGACUUCUAUUUGCUUGGUAGAGGAGAAUUGUUUGUCGAUUUUCUCAAUAAUGUUGGUCACCUCCUUAUGAAUGCACCAUCUUCUCUCACAGUCAGAGAACUGAAUGUUGCAUUGGUAAAUUCAGCUCGAAGCGUCCAAUUGGGCGAUGAAGCCAUACUUGAAAAAAUCAAUUUCACCAUUCCGCCCAAAGAUUCUUGCCCUCCAGAUGUAAAAAUCAAACAGGUUCUUAAACUAUCCUAUGAAGCUAGCUGGCCACUACAUUUAUUUUUCUCGCCAAUAGUAGUGCAGAACUACAAUAUACUGUUCAGAUAUUUCCUCCGCGUAAAGCAAGUACAAUUGAACUUGCACUCUGUGUGGAUCACUGACGUUAAAAUCAAGGCAAAACAACUUUCAGAUAGAAGUUGGCAAUUGAGAAAGGAUUUGAUGUUCCUUGUUGAAAAUCUACAGUGCUAUCUUCAAUGGGAUGUCGUUGAGAGCGAAUACAGUGCCCUAGUGAUUGUUCUUGAAAAAUCACAAGAUUUUGAAAUAAUUAGACAGGCGCAUCACAAGUUCUUGUACAACAUCCUCCUCCAAUCGUUUUUGAUGCCUGUAGAGGCGAAAUGUGAUGCAAGUACCGGACUUCUCUUGCCAUCCUCAGCAAAAGGAAGAAGACAUUCUGUAAAUGUGUGUCUCAAUCAAAUUCUCGACUUAAGCGAAGCAUUCUGCCAAUUGAUUUCACAAACCGAAUAUAAUGUGGAAGAACUAGAAGGCAUGGCUGAAAAACUGAAUCACUGCAUCAAUAUCCUGAUGAAAUUAAUUUCCAAUCUUCGUAAUCAAAUUUCAGGAAUGCAUUUAUCGAAACUCCUUCUACGUCUAGAUUACAACCACUAUUUCAGUCAAAUUAUACAAAACAAUCAGUAGACUAAAAUGUAUAUAGACUAAUAUAAACUUUAAACGAUAAACUAUAUAUAAUAUAGACUAAAAUAUUACUAAAUAUUCAUAGUUGGUUAUAAUUCACUUGUGCAUGUUAUUAGUGUUAUUCAAAUUACUUGUUCUAAAUGUUUAAUUUUUAAAACUUGUAAGAUUAUAAUUAUAUAAUAGUAAAAAAUAAUGAUUAUUUUGAAA